Messenger RNA from Moneuplotes crassus, 6594 nucleotides. NCBI's taxonomy places the organism in Eukaryota, Ciliophora, Spirotrichea, Euplotida, Euplotidae. The record is from the annotation of a GenBank genome assembly.
AUGGCUUCUGAUCUAAAAGCCUUGUAUCGAAUCUGGUCGCUUAUCUUACUUUUGUUAGUCUCCACUCUGGCUAUCACAUGACCAGAUGGGAGCUAUGAUAAUUCAGGAGUCUGAGAACCUUGUCACUCCUCUUGAUUUACAUGAGAAAAUGGCACUGAAUGACUGACAUGAGAUGAACAAACAUUAAAUCUCUCAUCUAAGCUGUGAGAGUACUGUCCUGAAGGUGAAUACUUUGAUACUCCAAGUCAGAUUUGUAGAAGCUGCGGAGAUAGCUGACUGGAUAAAUGAGCAUACCAAACUUCAUGAUUCCAGUGCCCUACAGGUGAAGUUCUUAACUUGUCUACUCUCACUUGAAUACCCGCAUGUAGUAGCGUUCAAAUCAAAAUUAAGGAUGCACAUUUCCAAAACAUUCCUUUUUGUCGGGAUAAUGAGUAUUAUGUUGACCCCUCAAGCAUGAAAAUUAUUGAGUUGGGAACUGAAAAGUAUCCAUAUAAAAGUAUCAAUCUGGUAUUCGUGGAGCUGCUUAACAUUAGAUCUCACUCGGAAGACUCCAUUACGAUUUUCUUAAAAGAGAACACCAUUGUAAAUAUUGAGAAGGGGUACAAUUACAUUGCUAAUAUUUCAUCAGUGAAAAUAGAAAGCUAUGGUUCAUCUAGCCAGUCAGGAAGAGCUACUCUCUAUGUAAGGCAGAGCGCAGUUGAGAUGUUCAAUUCUCAGACAUUGUUUAACCUAGUAGUCAAUCGAACUUUAAACAUCUUUCCUAAAAUAAAUGUGGCAGGAGUAAGUUCUGGUGAAAUUUCGAUACUACAAUCCCUAGACACUUGUAUCUUCAUCUGGAGGUCGAACUUUACUAUGAAUAAUGUAAACAUUCGGGGAGACAUUGCUAAUGAUUUCAAUAUUAGGUCUUACUUCUUAAGGCCUAUUUAUUUACAAAAGAAGUCUGUCUCUCUUCAUAAUCUUGAUGUACAGCUAACAGGGUAUUUCUUAAUUACAACAGACCCCUUAACUAUGGAUUUGCUCAAUAUUUACAUUGAUUUUCAUGCUAUGAUGGGAGGAUUUUGGAUGAACAUUAACUGUAAUUACCCAGAAGCUUACUUAGAAGGCAAGAUUACUUCUAAAAAUAUCACUGCUGUAAACCCAGUUGACAGAGUAGCUCCCUUUAGAGUCCCUUUAUUCGUCACUUCUGGGCCUGAAGAUAUCUAUCUCGAGGAUACUAAUCUUUUAAUAUGGGGCUCUCUGAACGAGGACAGAGCUCCCAUUGAAACUACUGUGACUUCAGAUUGAAUGCCAGAUGAUGAUAAAGACAAUACUUUUACCUUUGUUGGAACUAAAAUGACUUUGACUGACAAUCCUGGAGAGGAUAAAUUCAUCAAUCAAUAUGUUGAUAUAGUUCAAAAUGCAUACAGAAAAUUUAUUGUGAGCUAUAUUUCCAAUGAAUUCACAAAUAUGUACAGAAUGUCUUAUCCAAGCAUUCUGGUAUAUUCGAAUCCAAUGACUGAGGUAUCUUUAGUGAACUCCACUUUCACAAAUGUUACAACAAUUAACGGAGGUAUCAUGGUUACCCUUAUAAAAAGCAUCCUCAUUGAAAAUGUUAUUUUCAAAGAUUGAGAUGAGUUUACCUUUGCUACAAUAAAUUUACUAGAAGCUGACUCUUUGACCAUUAAAAACUUAACACAUCAGAAUGUAAGUGGCAUAGGUAGUUCUUUUGAAAGGUAUGUCCGCAUUAAAAUGAACUCAGGAGGAAUAGUUGACCUCAAAUCCGUCAACUUUCUAAACUGUGAUAUCAAGCUUAGGCCUGCCGUUUACUUAGAAGGAGCUGUUGCAAAGUUACAAUUGAAGCACUCUAAUUUUGAAAAUGUCAAAGUCGGAACGUCUAAUUCAAUUAUUGUUGCACAAGAUGUGAGCACUCUUGAGUUUGAAAAUUGCACGUUCACAAGUAUUACCUCUUCCAUACCAAAUGAUGAAGAUAAUUUGAUAUUCAAUAUCCAAAAUCUUGAUCUUGACUCUGCUGAAAACUCGACUAUUUCUGUGAUCACUGUAAGAUCUUCACAGAUAAGUUUCUUGAGUUUUAACUCAAUACAAGGCAUUCUAUCAUCAGCAGUGCAUAUUGGGUUUAGCUCGUUAACCUUUGAGGAUUGUGCUUUCACUUCUUCAAUUUCAAUGCUGUCUUUAGGGGGUUUAGAGACAAAGGAGGAAAUAUCAUUCUCUUUCACUGGACUCACUUACCAAAAUAUCAGCUUUAUUUCUCAAGGGAAUUUGAUGAAGUUUCAGCAUCAGAUGAACACGCCAGUGGCUAUAACAAAUUCUACUUUCACUAACAUCUCUGCUGGAAAUAUUCAUAUAGAAUCUGCUAAUAAAAAUAAUCAGGAGUUAACUACCAGGGUUGCAUUCUCAAGCUGAACAUUUUCUCAGAUUGAUGACAACUACGGAUCACUCAUGGAAGUCUAUGAAGGUGCAAGAGUCACCAUUGAAGAUUCUAAUUUUCAAGAAAUUUACACACUUGAAGAAGGAGCAGUGAUCUUUGCAGGCAACAGAAAAGCCCAAAUUGAGAUAAGAAAUUCAACUUUCAGAGAGAAUUCUGCUGUAACUGGAGGUGUUUUUAAUAUUGAGAGCAGCAGUGUGAUCAAAGUUUACGAUUCACUGUUUUCGAAUAAUUUUGCUGUCCAAGCAUGAGUGAUUUAUGCUGUGAACUUUGGAUCUUUUGAAAUAUACAAUACCACAGUGACUCAAAAUAAUGCAGUAGCCAAUUCUUUUGCACGAAUAUUUGAUGCUCCUACUACCUCAAUUAUCAAUAAUUCUACUAUAUAUGAGAAUAAUGGAUUAACUUCUGAAGAAGUAACAUCUGAAUUAACAAUUGCAUGUUCUAAGCUAUGAUUCCUAUCAGAGAAGUUCAAAGCUUAUCUCCUUGCUAACCCUAAUGUUUACUCAAUAGUCUCUUCAUCCUAUGUGAUACAGGUUAUUAUCGGAGCCCUGGAAAUCAACAAUUUCAGCAAUUUUUACCAUGAUUCUGAAAUCUUGGAUGUCUCUGAUUCAACUCUCACUAUUCAAAAUAUGGACUUCCACAACUUGUCAGAAGUGCACAAUGUAAUAAAAGUGUCAUCUUCAACUGUGAGCAUGGAUACAGUCAAAUUCUACGAAAUAGAAUCAGCAACUUCUUCAACCACUCCACUCAUAAGAUUUGCAUACGAGUGUGUUCUGACUCUGAAUAACCUUGAGUAUUAUAACUCUAGUGCGGCUUUCUUAUCAAUAUCAGCCUCAUUAGGGAAUAUUUCAAUGUUAAGCUUCCAUGAGGUCCAUGUUAAUACUUCAAAUCCUCGCCCAAUAAUAGAGCUAGAUGGGAACACAGAGAUGCUGAUUUUAGAUUGGUAUGUUGUAAACACUUCAACAAGUUCCGAAUAUUUAGUAACUUCCGAUCAUAAUUCUGUGGUUUCAAUUAAGAACAUGACCUUCACUGGGAUAAGACAAAGCCCGAUUUCUUUUUCAAGUUGUACCAUUGGAACUAUGGAUCAAAUUAAUAUUAAUAGCUGUUCAAGAGGAAUCGUACUUUUGCAAAGCUCAUUCAGUCAGAUUACUAACUCGAGUUUUAAUGAAUUAGGCUCUAGCUCGAUUCAAUCAGGAGGAGCAAUCUUCAUAAAAGACUGUAAUGGCUCUAUCAGUGAUAGUAAUUUUAUGAGUAACACUGCCAUUACAGGAGCAGCUAUUGACUUUUCUUGCUCGUUGACUUCUGUAUGUCAGAGUAGUCUCAUCAACAACACUUUCACAGAUAAUAAAGCAGUUAGCAAAGGAGGGGCUUUACAUUAUGAUAUGUUUAGACCAAUCCUGCAAGAUAAUACUUUUCUGUAUAAUUCUGCUCCUUACGGACCGGACAUUGCUAGCUAUCCUAUACAAAUUAAGAAGAAAGGUACCAAAGGAGGUACUCUAUUCCUAUCAGACGUUGGAAGUGGAAUUAAAUAUCAGAAUACUCUUACAUUUGCUUUUUAUGACCAUGAUGAACAAAUACUAUCUCUGGACUCUUCAUCUCAAAUCACAAUUUCAGGGAACUCCACUGGGAGUAGUGUACUUGGAGUAAAAGCAGUGAAGGUCACCUCUGGAGAAGCUAUCUUUGAUGAUCUACAGUUUAUCUCUGCGCCAGGAGCUCAAACUGUCCUAUAUGAUAUUGAAUCUGGAGGGCUUGAUCUCCAAAAACUCAAAAUUGUGUAUGGAGAUACUUACCAGCAAGAGAAGAUUUCUGUUAAUUUUAGAUACUGACAGCCAGGUGAACAUAAUACAACCAGCUGCGAAGAAUGUUCCCCUGGAACUUAUUCAUUUACUUGGAAUUCAACUCAAUGCCUAAAAUGUAUUGAAGAUGCUACUUGUGAGGGUGGGAAAGAAGUCUCAAUAAACCCUGGGUAUUGGAGAAAACACACUAACUCAACUGAUAUCACUGAGUGACCAAACAAAGAUGCAUGCAAUGGAGGAUUUUCAGAGACUGACAGAUUCCCAGUAAACUGAGCUGCAGGAUAUCAAGGAUAUCUAUGUACACAAUGAAUUUCUGAUGAUCAAAGUAGAUAUGGACAAGUUGAUUCCUUUGUUUGAGAGAAAUGCCCUGAACCAAUACUUAAUGCUUUAAGAGUGAUAGGAAUUUCUACGGCUGUUAUCAUCUUUCUUUGUCUCCUCAUAUUCAUGAACAUUCGCAAAAAGGAUGAGAGCCAGAAAUCCAUACUAAUGAGGAUCCUCACUAAUCACCUCCAAUUAACCACCCUAACAUUUGCUUACAACAUGAAGUUCCCUGAUAUAUUCCUAGACCUUCUCUCUCCCCUCUCAAGAGUAAAUUCUUCUUCACAAUCGAUUGUAUCUUUUGACUGUUUCGCCUCUGAGUCACAACUAAAGCUAUUUACACCAUCAAUUGCUAUUCUAAAAGUUGGCUUAUCUGCUUUGUCACCAUUAAUACUCUUAUCAGGCUGUUUGAUAUUUUUCCUAAUUUGACAUUCCCUUUUCCCAAGAUACUUCUCUGAUUUUAAAAGGAAUAUGGUGGUAUCGAUCAUUUCGAUAGUCUAUUUCUUACACCCAACAAUCUCGACGUCCGCAUUUGGUAUUUUUCAGUGAAUAGAGGUUGGAGAAGGCGAGAGUAGGAUGAGACUAGACCUUAAUAUCGGUUGUUACUCUUCAGACCACCUCAUUUGGGCCUUCUCUCUAGGAUUACCUAUGAUCAUUGUUUGGGUCAUAGGAGCACCUCUUUUGGCACUCAGGAUUUUGUACAAGCACAGAACAAGUCUUCGUGAACUACAAACUAAGAGGUAUCUUAUUGUCAUGUACCAGGGGUUUAAAGAGAAAUAUUACUAUUGGGAGAUACUCAACAUGGCAAGAAAGAUCCUUCUACUUGGAAUCAAUGUGUUUCUGCCAGAAAGCUCAACUACAGCUAAAGGAGGACUUGCAAUAAUUAUAGUAUGCUUUUUAUACAGGCUACAAAUACAGUGUUAUCCUUUCAAGAUGAUUCAUAACAAUAAUCUUGAGCUGACCUCAUCCGUAGCAACUGGUGUGACCUUGACUGCUGGUUUAAUUUUUGCUAGUGAUGAGACCCACGACAUUCUUGAUUUCUGAAUAUUCAUCUUCAUAUGAAUCUUAAACUUAAAGUUCUUCCUGAACUGGACUUAUCUGAUGCUAAUUGAGUGAGAGAGCUCUAUGACAUGCCUAAAGAAAAUAACUAUCGUACUAGGUGCAAUUCUAAAUAAGAGGAGGGAGAACUACCUUCCCUCCGAUGCAAAAGCCAAUAUAAUCGAUAAGAGAGUCAAAAUUCAUUUCAAGAGUAGAAAAAGGCAUAAUAAAAAGAGACUUCAUAACAAAAAGGGUAAAGCCAAAAUCAGGAAGAAAAACAAAAAGAUUAUGAUCAAUGAUUCAUUCUCAGAUGUUGACCUUGUUAUGGCUAAGAGGCAGAGAGAAGAACAUUGAAAUAUUAAUGAAGAAAGACAGGAUAUGGAAGAUAACAAACGAAAUAGAAGGAGGAGGUCUCAAAUGAGUAUGCUAAAACAAACAAAAAAUGUUGAAGUCUUUCAGAAUACUUCUUUAAUAGGAAUCAAGAAUCUGUUAGCGAGGAACACCCAAAAGGCAUCAAUUGAGAUAUCUAAGCAAAUACCAGAGCAAAAAUAUCAAAGGAAUAUCAAUGCAUGGGACAAAAAUGAAGGGAUAGAGGAUUUGGGCAGUUAUGAGAAAGGACAGAAUAUGUAUGAAGAAACCAAGUACAAAGGGGAUCAAAAUUCAGAAGAGAAUAAGCAUAAUGAAAAUAAUAGGGAUGAAGAAGAGAAAAUUUUAGCUAAGAUGCUAAUCAAUAACAUUGCCACGAAGAGUAUAAAAUCGAAUAGAAACUUUCAUAAAGAAAAAAUGUUAAAAAUCGAUGAGAGCAAAAAGUAUAAGAUUAUGAACAAAAAGCUGAAGAAGGAUAAAUAUAAACCACCCCUACCCACAUACCAGGUGCAAAUAAAGUCCAUCAUCCCACUCGACUUCCCCUCUAACCCCUCUUCCCGCACUCCAAAAUUCCCUCCUGAUCCAAAACACCCCUCUAGCUUUCCGCCUUAACCCCUAAAACCUCUAGUAACUCAAGCUGAGCUUAAAAUUUUA